This is a messenger RNA of Musca vetustissima, 2148 nucleotides long. It is a transcript of the gene grn, whose product is annotated as GATA-binding factor C. The record is from RefSeq and is a predicted model, not a curated record. Bases 22 to 2094 code for a protein of 690 amino acids. Lineage: Eukaryota; Metazoa; Arthropoda; Insecta; Diptera; Muscidae. The transcript is spliced from 10 exons. Gene Ontology annotation, molecular function: zinc ion binding; RNA polymerase II cis-regulatory region sequence-specific DNA binding; DNA-binding transcription factor activity, RNA polymerase II-specific. Gene Ontology annotation, biological process: cell fate commitment; positive regulation of transcription by RNA polymerase II; negative regulation of transcription by RNA polymerase II.
AGCUUCAAAAUUAUACUCGAUAUGGAUAUGACCUCUACAGCCGAAGCUGCUGCGCGCAGCUGGUAUGAUAAUCCCCGCCUUGUUGGCGGUGGUGGUUCACCUCAAACAAAUGGUUUGGGCUCAUCGGCCGGUGGUUUGGGCCAUCAUGGCCUUACGGCCGGUUUGGGUUCAACAGCCGGCGGCAGUAUGGGUUUGGGUGGCAGCGGUACAGCUGGUUCGACCAGCGGUCUGGGUUUAGAUACCUCCGAUAUGGGUGCAUUUUAUGCACUGGAAAGUAAUGGUCAUCAUCGUAGAUAUUAUCCCAGCUAUCAUCAACAUGCAUCCCGUAUGCCCUCCUCACACACAUCACCGCAAAUGUGUCGGCCUCACUUCCAUACGCCUCUUAGCUCAUGGCUUACCAGCGAACAUAAAUCAUUUGCACCCGCCAGUCCAUGGGGCAGUCCGUUUGCCUGUCCCCAAGAGCCCCAGGUCGAUCACAAGCUAAGUCAGGUGGGGCAAACGCAUCAGACGACAUCGACCGGCCAGCAUUCAUUUCCAUUUCCUCCCACACCGCCAAAGGAUUCAACGCCCGAUUCAGUACAAACCGGUCCAUCCGAAUAUCAGGCUGUGGUAAAUGCCUUCAUGCAUCAGGCCCAGGCAACGGGUAGCAGUUCCCUGCCCGAUACCAGCUGUGCUUUGGACAUCAAACCCACCAUACAAAAUGGUAGCAGUUCAUCGCUGCACAAUGGUGGCGGCAGUGGUGGCGCAGGAGCUGGUGGACAAUCCUCAGCACCUAAACAACGUGAAGGUACUACAGCCACAAAUAGCAAUAGCAACAACAACAAUAAUAACAGUACAACAAAUAAUAAUAAUGCCAACAAUACACAACACAACAGCAACAAUCAAACGCAUAACUCUGCCUCAGCCACCUCAACGGUGGGUGGAGGAGCCUCCGUAUCAAGCAGCAGUAAUGCUCUGCUCAAUGGCCUUGGCAAUGCUGCCGGUAGCCUAUUCGAUGGUACGGCCCAAGCCUCCUAUGGUAGCUCAAUGGGUCUUAGCAAUGGCACGAAUGUCAAUUCCGCUGCCAAUAGUUAUGAUGGCACCUAUGCCUCCUAUGCUGCCCAUCAUCAUGCCCAGCAACAAGUGGCGGCGGCCGCUAUGUUCCAAUCGUCCUCAAUGGCAGCGGCAGCAGCUGCCCGCCAUCAUCAUCAUCACAGUCAUGGUCAUCAUAUGCAUCAUCAUGGUGGUGCUGGUGGUGGUAUGGGUUCUAUGGGUGGAGGUCUUGGCGGAGGUGCUGGUGGUAGUAGUCAUAACAUGAGUGGUUCUUCGCUAUUGGGCAAUAUGGGUCAGAGUGGUGGUGGCGGGGGCUCCAGUGGUAGCGGUGAUAUUAAGCCGGCCCGUACAAAACCUAGGACAAGUGCUGAAGGCCGUGAAUGUGUCAACUGUGGUGCCACCUCAACGCCACUGUGGCGACGUGACGGUACCGGCCAUUAUUUGUGCAAUGCCUGUGGUUUAUAUUAUAAAAUGAAUGGACAGAAUCGACCAUUAAUUAAGCCAAAACGAAGACUGACACUGCAGUCGCUACAAAGUGCGGCCAAACGUGCGGGGACCUCAUGUGCCAAUUGCAAAACCACAACAACAACCCUUUGGCGGCGGAAUGCAAGUGGUGAACCAGUGUGUAAUGCCUGCGGACUCUAUUAUAAAUUGCACAAUGUUAACCGCCCUCUAACCAUGAAAAAAGAAGGCAUUCAAACCCGCAAUCGUAAAUUAUCAUCGAAAUCGAAAAAGAAGAAGGGCCUGGGUGGCGGUUGUAUGCCACUGGGCGGCCAUUUGGGUAUGGGCGAUUUUAAGCCAUUGGAUCCAUCGAAAGGUUUUGGCGGUGGAUUCUCAGCGUCAAUGGCCCAACAUUCCCAUCUUUCCAGUGGUUUACAUCCAGCUCAUGCGCACAUGCAUGGCGGUUGGUAUACUGGCGGCAUGGGCGCUUUGGGUGCUUCCAGUGGUCUGCAAGGUGGCUUCUCAACGGCCGGUUCAUUGGGUGGUGGUGUUGUGCCCCACUCGCAGCCCUACCAUUUGGGUUUGGGUUCAAUGGGCACCUGGCGUACAGACUACACGUGAUGGAGUGGCAAUAAUAUAAAUGGCAAUUUAUUCAAUUGAAAUUGGCCAUAAUGA